This is a messenger RNA of Myiozetetes cayanensis, 750 nucleotides long. RefSeq names its product Spi-C transcription factor (gene SPIC). Gene Ontology annotation, cellular component: nucleus. Gene Ontology annotation, molecular function: DNA-binding transcription factor activity, RNA polymerase II-specific; sequence-specific DNA binding. NCBI's taxonomy places the organism in Eukaryota, Metazoa, Chordata, Aves, Passeriformes, Tyrannidae. Gene Ontology annotation, biological process: cell differentiation; regulation of transcription by RNA polymerase II. Bases 1 to 750 code for a protein of 249 amino acids. The transcript is spliced from 4 exons. The record is from RefSeq and is a predicted model, not a curated record.
AUGUUCUUGCAGAGUUUUCCUGACCAAGAUGUCCUGGGCCAGGCUUUUGAAGAUGCAUUAGAAGUACUGCAGCAGCACUCUGACAGAGAAAUGCAGUAUUCACCAGGUUAUAAAAAUUGCCUGACUGUGAUCAACCAUCACCACCACCUCCGAGCAAAUCCCAGUUACUGUGUGGCACCAUCUACGGAGGAGCAAGGGUAUAGCUGGAGAAAUAACAGUGCAGCGGAUUUUUAUGCAGAUGAGACUGUCUACCAUACACUGCAGAAUACUCCAGAAAGUCAAGUGAUGCAUCCUGCUGCUGGCCAACCAAAACCAGGGAAAGGUAGAAAAAAACUGCGACUAUUCGAGUACCUCCAUGAGUCCCUGUAUGAUCCAGCAAUGGCAAACUGCAUCCAAUGGGUGGAUAAGCCAAAUGGUGUCUUCCAGUUUGUCUCCAAAAACAAGGAGAAACUUGCAGAACUGUGGGGAGAAAGAAAGGGAAACCGCAAGAUCAUGACAUAUCAGAAAAUGGCCAGAGCACUGAGGAAUUAUGGAAGAACAGGCGAAAUAAUUAAAAUUCGUAGGAAGCUGACGUACCAGUUCAGUGCUGUUGUUCUAAAGAGACUUGCUCCAUCUUAUUUCUUAGGAAAAGAAACAGUUUAUCAUCCCUACAUUCAGUCUAAUCAAGAAUAUCAGUGUGCAGAUGACUGGACCAGUUACAAUAAUUACAUGUACAACAAUGGUUAUGCAUUGCAGCAUUCUAACAGCUAG